This is a messenger RNA of Sorex araneus (European shrew), 2723 nucleotides long. RefSeq names its product transforming growth factor beta induced (gene TGFBI). Gene Ontology annotation, molecular function: cell adhesion molecule binding. Gene Ontology annotation, cellular component: extracellular matrix. Lineage: Eukaryota; Metazoa; Chordata; Mammalia; Eulipotyphla; Soricidae. The transcript has 17 exons. Bases 41 to 2092 code for a protein of 683 amino acids. Gene Ontology annotation, biological process: extracellular matrix organization; cell adhesion. The record is from RefSeq and is a predicted model, not a curated record.
GGCGCACUUCCCCGGCUCCGCGCUCGCGCCCCGCCGCUCCAUGGCGCUCCUCGUGCGGCUGCUGCCCCUCGCCCUGGCGCUGGCCCUGGCGCCCGCCGCCAGCUGGGCGGGCCCCUUCAAGUCGCCCUACCAGCUGGUCCUGCAGCACAGCCGGCUCCGGGGCCGGCAGCACGGCCCCAACGUGUGCGCCGUGCAGAAGGUCAUUGGCACCAACAAGAAGUACUUCACCAACUGCAAGCAGUGGUACCAGAGGAAGAUAUGUGGCAAGUCCACCGUCAUCAGCUACGAGUGCUGUCCCGGCUACGAGAAGGUCCCAGGAGAAAAGGGCUGUCCAGCAGCCCUGCCACUGUCAAACCUUUAUGAGACCCUGGGCGUCGUGGGCUCGACCACCACUCAGCUGUACACAGACCGCACGGAGAAACUGAGGCCCGAGAUGGAAGGGCCCGGCAGCUUUACCAUCUUCGCCCCCAGCAAUGAGGCCUGGGCGUCCCUGUCAGCGGAAGUGCUGGACUCCCUGGUCAGCAACAUCAACAUCGAGCUGCUCAACGCUCUCCGCUACCACAUGGUGGACAGGCGUGUGCUGACGGAUGAGAUGAAGCACGGCACGAUCCUCACCUCCAUGUACCAGAACUCGGGCAUCCAGAUCCACCACUAUCCCAAUGGGAUCGUCACGGUCAACUGCGCCCGGCUGCUGAAGGCCGACCACCACGCCACCAACGGUGUAGUGCACCUCAUCGACAAGGUCAUCUCCACCACCACCAACAGCAUCCAGCAGAUCGUGGAGAUCGAGGACACGUUCGAGACCCUGCGGGCUGCUGUGGCUGCAGCGGGUCUCAACACGGUGCUCGAGGGAGAUGGCCAGUACACUCUCCUGGCUCCCACCAACGAGGCCUUCGAGAAGAUUCCCACGGCGACCUUGAACCGAAUUCUCGGCGACCCGGACGCGCUGAGAGACCUGUUGAACAACCACAUCCUGAAGUCGGCCAUGUGUGCCGAGGCCAUCGUGGCAGGGAUGUCCAUGGAGACCCUGGGGGGAACCACGCUAGAGGUGGGCUGCAGUGGGGACAUGCUCACCAUCAACGGCAAAGCCAUCAUCUCCAACAAAGACAUCCUGGCCACCAAUGGCGUGAUCCACUUCAUCGACGAGCUGCUCAUCCCAGAUUCAGCCAAGACGCUGUUCGAGUUGGCUGCCGAGUCUGACGUCUCCACCGCCAUGGACCUUUUCCGCCAGGCCGGCCUCAGCGCUCACCUCUCCGGCAGCGAGCGCUUGACUCUCCUGGCCCCCCUGAACUCUGUCUUCAAAGAUGGGAUCCCUCCUGCAGAUGCGCCUACUAAGAAUUUGCUUCUCAACCACCUGGUUAAAGACCAGCUGGCCUCCAAGUACCUGUACCAUGGGCAGACUCUGGAUACCCUGGGAGGCAAAAAGCUGAGAGUGUUUGUGUAUCGGAAUAGCUUGUGCAUUGAGAAUAGCUGCAUUGCUGCCCAUGACAAGAGAGGGCGCUACGGGACGCUGUUCACCAUGGACCGGGUGCUGACCCCUCCCAUGGGAACCGUCAUGGAUGUCCUGAAGGGUGACAGUCGCUUCAGCAUGCUGGUGGCCGCCAUCCAGUCUGCCGGGCUGACAGAGACGCUCAACCGGGAAGGGGGGUACACCAUCUUUGCUCCCACGAAUGAUGCCUUCCAAGCCAUGCCCCCGGAAGAACUGAACAAGCUCUUGGGCAAUGCCAAGGAACUUGCCAACAUCCUGAAGUACCACAUUGGUGAUGAAAUCUUGGUCAGCGGCGGCAUCGGGGCCCUGGUGCGGCUGAAGUCCCUGCAAGGUGACAAGCUGGAAGUGAGCUCGAAAAACAACGUAGUGAAUGUCAAUAAGGAGCCUGUGGAUGAGGUCGACAUUAUGGCCACCAAUGGCGUGGUCUACGCCAUCCCCAGUGUCCUGCAGCCUCCAGCCAGCAGACCUCAGGAGAGGACAGAUGAGCUGGCGGACUCGGCGCUGGAGAUCUUCAAGCAGGCAUCUGCCUAUGCCAGGGCUUCCCACAGCUCCGUGAGACUAGCCCCCGUCUAUCAGCGGUUACUAGAGAGGAUGAAGCACUAGGGUGAAGAUCCGCAGGCGGAAGGCACCUCAGCAGCCCCCCGCCAGUUUCUCUGUUUGCCAAAGAGACUGAACGUUUUUGAAACCAAAAUUUCCACUUCCAUGUACAUGGGGGCCGCACCGUCAUGAGAUCUGAGCCCGGGUGGGUGAGGGGAGGAAGGAGGGACAAGUGGUUUUUCCUCUGUGUAUGUGCGUCUGUGUGUGUGUGUAUAUGUGUCUGUGUGUGUGUGUGUCUGUGUCUGUCUGUGUCCGUGUCUCUGUGUGUGUAAACCCACUGCAUGCCAAGACCCGGAUGUCACAGCCUGACAUUCACUUCCCGGAAGGACCCAUCCCGAAGGCGGCAGCUCCUGCCCGUGCCAAGUGCCGCAGUAAAAGGGCUCCGUGUGUUAGUGGCCCAUCAAGCGUGGAUGUGAUCUGGCCUCCUGGGGGCUCCUGGCCCAGUUUUGGUAAAGCUCUUGCACAGCUGGAGAAGCGGCAUCCUGAUAAGCUAUGGUCGGACUGCUCUGGGGAGCGUGUCUCACGUUCACAUGUGGCAGGGGGAGCUCCUGAGAGGGUGGGUGGAGCCCAGGAUCUCCCACAUGUGACAGAGUUUGGGGGUGUUUGUGAUAAUAAAACCAGAGAAACGCGCGCCCGU